Messenger RNA from Penicillium nucicola, 759 nucleotides. RefSeq lists its product as uncharacterized. The record is from RefSeq and is a predicted model, not a curated record. Gene Ontology annotation, biological process: import into nucleus. Lineage: Eukaryota; Fungi; Ascomycota; Eurotiomycetes; Eurotiales; Aspergillaceae. Bases 1 to 759 code for a protein of 252 amino acids. The transcript has a single exon. Gene Ontology annotation, cellular component: cytoplasm.
AUGACAACAACACCAGCAGCAGCAGCAGUCUUCGGCUGCACGGGCGCAGUCGGCUCUCAAAUCCUAUCAACCCUCCUCACCACCGAACAAUUCCAAUCUGUGAAAACCAUCUCCAGAAGACUUCCAAACACGCAAUCUCCGAAAUUACAAUCCCUUCAAGAACCCGACAUCUUCCAAUGGGCCGGUAUGAUAUCCACCCUAACCCCCAAACCAACAACUGUCUUCAACGCAGUCGGCACAAUGGGAAAUGGUCCAGGCGGCCUCGCCAACCAAUGGAAGAUCGACCACGACUCCGUCAUUGACAAUGCCAAAGCCGCCAAAGCGGCCGGUGUGAAAACAUACGUUUUCAUUUCUAGUGGUGGAACUAGGAGUCUGCUUUGGGGGUGGGUCCCGUAUUCCCGGAUGAAGGUUGGUGUUGAAGAUGCCAUCAAGGCGAUGGGAUUCGACACUGCUAUUAUUCUUCGUCCGGGUAUGAUUAUUGGUCGGGAGAACGCCAAGGUUGCCUUUUUGGAGAGGUUUAUGGAGAGUUUGAAUAAGUUGGGCCAGGGUGUUCAGGAUAAGAUUGGUGAGGCUUUUGAUUGUUCGCGUCUACACUAUGUAUGCAUGCUAAUGUGGAAGACAGCUGCGGAUCAGACUGUUAUUGGUCGGGCGGCUGUGGCAGCUGCUCGAGUGGCUCAUGAUGGGAAUGCACCGUCGAACUAUUGGGUUGUUGAGCAACCUGAUAUUAUUCGACUUGGGAGAGAUGAGUGGAAGGAGUAA